This is a messenger RNA of Camellia sinensis, 406 nucleotides long. Lineage: Eukaryota; Viridiplantae; Streptophyta; Magnoliopsida; Ericales; Theaceae. The record is from RefSeq and is a predicted model, not a curated record.
AAAGCUCAGAGCUACCAAACGCAAGUGUUCUCUGCUCGCUCUCGCUCUGGCUCUCUCUAAAUUUCACCAGCAAAGAUAGAGUCGGAUCGAAAGAGGAAGAAGUCUUGUUCGAUCUCGACAGCAGAUCGAAAGGACAAGAACAAGAAGAAGAACAAAAUGUCGUCGUCAUCAUCGUCCUCGGAUAAAGUUAGGGCUUCGCACAUACUGAUCAAGCACCAAGGCUCCCGACGCAAAGCUUCCUGGAAGGAUCCAGAAGGUCGGAUCAUCACCAACACCACCAGAGACGCCGCCGUCUCUCAGCUCAAAUCCCUCCGCGACGACAUCGUCUCCGGCAAAUCCAAGUUCGAUGACGUCGCCUCUCGUUUCUCCGACUGCAGCUCCGCCAAACGCGGCGGCGAUCUCGGUC